UAUAUUUGCAGAAAAAGUUAAAUGGAAGUAUCAAAAGUAAACGAACUACCCAUAAUUGAAGAGAAAAAAUACAGAACAGAGGAGACCACCAAUGAUAGAACAAGGAGUAAUGAGCUUACCAAAAAUAUCGUCAAAAAUAAUUCAGACAAUACUUUAGAAGACCAUAAAGGAACUUCAGGAUCAAAGAACUUGAGAAGUCAGAUGAAUUUCAAUUAAAAAGACAAUGAAAAGUGUAGGGAUGAGGUCUACUCAUACGAAGAAAGCCCAAAAUGACUAUUUAUCAUCCUUUGUUACACCCAAGAGAUCAGUCAGAGGUCCUAAAUCAAUGCUCUAUUCAACAGCAAGUAGAUAUAAAGAAGAUAAGAUCAGUAAGAUCUGAGAAUCAACAACUGAGCCAUUCAGAAAAACCCAGACCAGAAUAAAUGGUAGACUCAAGGACUAUACACCUACUGAAAAUGAGGAAGGAAAUCAAGGCAAUUGGGAAGAAUCAAUGGAUAAAACAUUCGAGAACAUUUCUCUCUUAGUCAGGCAAAAGAAAGAUGCCAAGGAAGACAAUAUUUACCUAAGAAAUCACUUAACAGAGACUCUUGAUGAGCUUGAUGAAGAGACCCGGAUGCAAAAACAGUUAGAGAAGGAAAUCGAGGCCGAAAAGAAGAAAGCUUCAGAGAAUACCUCUGAAAAUAAUACUAUCAAGAAAGAACUAGACAGAAUCAAGAAGAUUCUAGGCAAAGAGGCUAAUAGCGUCAUUAAGGAAGGCGACAAACUUGGCGAUGAGCUGAAGAAAUGAAGAUAUAAAGUCAGCAAACUUCAAAGAGAACUCGAAACUUCUAGAAGCGAGCAAGAAGUAGUUCUUAAUCAUCAGAGAUACGAACAGAUUGAAGAAAUUCAACUUCAGAUAGCUGAAGCAGAGGAGGAAUUGAUGAGCUUAGAGCAUGAAUGCAGAAAUUCAACAAUACAAAUUGAAAAACAAGCCAAGAGACUAAAGGAAAAACAGAAAAUGAUAGAUGAAAUGGUGAGCAAUCAGGACAAAACAACAUCUCCUUACGGAAAUGUUGUGAUCAAGCAGAACACCAGAGACCCUGAACUGGAAUACUUCAGCGAGAGACUAAAGAGAAUCGUGAACAAUUAGCCAUA
Molecule: messenger RNA, 1134 nt
Organism: Moneuplotes crassus
Lineage: Eukaryota; Ciliophora; Spirotrichea; Euplotida; Euplotidae
Source: the annotation of a GenBank genome assembly